Messenger RNA from Gossypium arboreum, 5117 nucleotides. RefSeq lists its product as uncharacterized. Gene Ontology annotation, biological process: RNA splicing; generation of catalytic spliceosome for second transesterification step. NCBI's taxonomy places the organism in Eukaryota, Viridiplantae, Streptophyta, Magnoliopsida, Malvales, Malvaceae. Bases 115 to 1371 code for a protein of 418 amino acids. The record is from RefSeq and is a predicted model, not a curated record. Gene Ontology annotation, cellular component: U2-type post-spliceosomal complex; U5 snRNP; U4/U6 x U5 tri-snRNP complex. The transcript is spliced from 2 exons.
UUGAAACGGUUAGUCAAGAACCUGAGAAAAUGGCCGACCGUCGAUCUUCCCUAACCGUCAUUAUCUUCAACGAAACUCAGAUCAAGCCUCGGAGAUGACCAUAAUCGAUCCUAAAUGGAUCUUCUCAAAGAAGAGCUUCUCAAGAAACGGAAAAGUUUAGCUCAGGAUACUGGCGGAAAGCGCGUAUUCAAACGCUCCGAGAUAGAACAAAAGCAAAUCCAAAAGCUUCGCGAGCAAGAAAAACGCGAACUCGAAGCGAAAUCUCACCGCCAAUCCACUGCACCCCCCUCCAAUGUCAGCGAUACUUCCGCCAAACCUAACCCGUCCGCUCCCAGCACGGCAUCCACAAUUGCAACUUCCACCGCCGGUUCCUCCAAAUCCCUCACCGAUGAACAAAACAUUGACAACCUCGACCUCCCAAGGCAAGAAGUCAUCCGCCGCCUUCGCUUCCUCAAACAGCCUAUUACGCUCUUCGGCGAAGAUGACGCAGCUCGUCUCGAAAGGUUAAAAUACGUCUUAAAAGCGGGUAUUUUCGAGGUCGACAGCGACAUGACCGACGGUCAAACCAAUGACUUCUUAAGAGACAUUGCCGAGCUGCGGAAGCGGCAGAAGACGGGGAUUUUGAGCGAUAGGAAGAGAAAGGAUAGGGAAGAAGGGGAAGGAGGAGGAGAGGAUAGGGAAGAAGAAGGGGGAGGAGGAGGAGGAGAGUUGAGUGGUGAUGGUGGGUCCAGCGGAGUCGAUAUGGAUAAGGAUUUGAAGAGAAUGAAGGUGAAUUUCGAUGAGCUGUGUGAUGAAGAUAAGAUUCUGGUGUUUUUCAAGAGGUUGUUGAAUGAGUGGAAACAGGAGCUGGAUGAGAUGGGUGAGGCUGAAAAGAGAACGGCAAAAGGGAAGUCCAUGGUAGCCACGUUUAAGCAGUGCGCUCGUUACUUGAAUCCAUUGUUCAAGUUCUGUAGGAAGAAGGUGCUUCCUGAUGAUAUCCGUCAAGCAUUGUUGGUGGUGGUCGAAUGCUGCAUGAAGAGGGACUACCUGGCUGCCAUGGACCAUUACAUUAAGAUGGCUAUCGGUAAUGCACCCUGGCCAAUCGGUGUCACCAUGGUUGGUAUCCAUGAACGUUCAGCUCGUGAGAAGAUCUAUACCAAUAGUGUUGCCCACAUAAUGAACGAUGAGACUACUCGCAAAUACUUGCAAUCAGUGAAAAGGCUAAUGACCUUUUGCCAACGACGAUAUCCUACCCUUCCAUCUAAAGCAGUUGAGUUCAACAGCUUGGCUAAUGGUAGUGAUUUACAGUCAUUGCUAGCAGAAGAGAGGGAUUCCGGGGUUAGUUCCUCAGAUGACAAGCUUAGGUUAAUGCCCACUCCAACGGACACCUGAUUAUCUUCUUAUUUUUCCUGGGGUUUUAAAUUGCUAUAUUAUUCCCGAGAAGUUGAUUAUGUUGGAGGAAAUAUGUCCAGAAAAGCAAAGAGAAGAUCUGCAAGCUGACGCUUAUCUCGUCAUUAUAAAAUGAGGUAUAAGUUCUCAUUAACUGAUAUAUACAUACACUAUUGGUGUGUUUGGUAAGAUGGAUAGCAUUGGAUUGAUUGGAUUAGGUCAUCUUAUGGUUGGUGUGUGGGCAAAGCCUAAAGCUUGGAUGAUUUUUGUUUUCAUUCUGUUCCUUAUGGACAAAAUUAAGAGUAAGAGUGAGAUAAAAUGAUUGUUUAAUUGAUUUUUAUAAAAUAAAAAAAACUAUUUUAGAAAAUUCAUUUAAUUUUUAGAAAAUACUUUUAAGUGAAGAAUAAAUUAUUCUGUUCUUUCUAUGUCUCAUUUUCUUCUCUUUUAGCAGCAAAAGAAUUAACGGAAGAAAAAAUUAUUUUGAAAAGAGAGAAUUUAAUAAAAUUUAAUAAAUUAUGAUUAAAUUUAAAUAUGUUUUUAAAAAUAUUGCUUUUAUUUUUAAUAAAAUUGAUUUUUCAAAAGGUUUGCUGUCAAAGCAAUUCUUUUCUUUAUUCAAAAGAAAAGUAAAAGAAGGAAAAAGAAAGGCUUUAACAGUAAAAUAGUCUUUGAAGUAUACUCUGAUUACCAGAUUAACCUUUAAUGUUUUUCUUUAUGGGUUUUUUUUGUCAUAAGUAGUUCCUAAUGUUUUAUUCCGUCUAAUGUUUUAUUCCGUCCCAUAUUUUUGACCUUGAACUAUAAUUUUAUUAGAAAACACAUGGUACACGGAAAAAAAUUUUAAUUAAAUUCUUUCUUUUUUCAUUUUCUUCCUCCUCUCUCUCUCCCAAUUGUAUAUGCUGCUGGAAAAUAAUUCAAAAUAUCAUUUCCUAGUUGUUUUGGUUUAAAUAAGUUUUUUGGCAUGUGAGUUGGAGUCAAAAUAGUUUGUUGUUUGUUCCUUUAUUUAUGUUAGAUUCAAAUCUUUGUGGGUUAGUGGUUUGUGUAGUUGGAGAUGUGGCUGAAAUUGUUUAGACUGUAAGGCAAUAUCUUUCCACUGUUUAAUAUAUCCUCCUUUGACUUUUUUUCUCUGUUUAAUAUAUCCUCCUUUGACUUUUUUUUUUACUUCUUUUGGCUCUGUUUUUUCAGUAUUAAAAGAUCUUUUUUAGCAUUUUGGUAUCAGAGCAUAUUCAAUAUUUGAAGUUUUAAGGGGAAACAUUUUAUUUGCUGUCAUACAAAUAUUGACUGAAACCUGACCUGUUUUUUUCUCUUAGUAACACACUUUCCAUCAUCAAACAAGAUAGAGAUCCACUAUCCAACAGUUGUCUGACACUAAGCAAGUUAUGUGCCAAACUACAGCAAAUAAAACAUUUUAAGUGAGUUUUAUUUUGCCUUGACUAGUUUGGACAGCAACUGUUCCUUCGCCUUCCACUUGUAUCUGCUUGUUAUCACCAAGGCAAAAUUUUCUUCUUUUUCGUCUUGUCCAAUUCCUUAAAAACGGACUUGAUGAGAACAACCACUAUCCACGAACCAAACACCAGCUUCUUUUUCAGCAACUACAGAAACAACGUACUUUCCUCUUCUUCUUUCUCUGCAUAACUAGCGCAAUUAUUCUUAGACCAACAAUUUGCUUCAAUGUGUCUAAAUCUGCGACAAUGAUGGCAUUGUACCCUGCCACGACUAUUUUUCCGUUUGUAUUGGCUUCUACCUCUACCAUGUCCCCUACCUCUAAAAGUAACUCUUUCAUAUCCCGGAGUACCCUGCUCAAGUUUUUCAUUUGAAGGAAGAAUCGAACUGUAGUAGAGAUGGCCCAAAGCAUGUUGAAAAGCCAAGACCUUCAGAUCAACUUCGGGCAAAGGCUGUUCGUACUGCAGUUUACUUGUGCAGUUUACUUGCUGAAUAUUUCUUCUACUAGAGCAAUCUUGAACCGAACACCUUUUGAAGCUUGGAUAGGUAGAAGGCCAUUGAUGAGGCAUUUGAGAAUUCUUGGUUGCAUUGCAUUUACUCUAGUGAAUUGUCAAUAGUUUCAUAAGCUUGAUAAAGGGUCUGAAAAGUGUAUCUUUGUUGGAUAUUGUUCACAAUCCAAUCCAAAGCUUUUAGACCGUGUAAUCCCAUAAAUGGGAAAAUCAUUAUCAGAAGAGAUGUGGAAUUUGGUAAAGAAUCAUGCUGGAAAUGGGAAAGCAGACAGGAAGUCUUAGAAGAAGAUCCGUUGUCCAUUCUUAAAACAUCUCAUUUUAAUGUUAAUGGUACCAGACUCAGAAGAUUCAAAUGACACUCCACGUGGGUUCAGCUCACUUGACGAAAUUUAUGAAAUAUGUACUUUUGCUCUAUUUGGUUAGAUCCUACUUACUUUGAGGAAGCUGCGGCAAAAAAGAGAGUGGAGAAAUGCUAUGGAAGAAGAGCUUGCAUCUGUGGGCAAAAAUAGUAAAAUGUUAUUUCCUUGGAAUUAGAGUGAAACUAGGGAAAGAUGGAAUUUUGAUCUCGCAAAGGAACUAUGUUGUUGAUCUUUGGAAAAAGUUUAUGUUUAGUUGCAAGGUUGUUGGUACUCCAAUGAAUGUGAAUGAAAAAUUACAGCUUGAAGAUGGUACUGAGAAGUCUGAUGGUAGAUAUUUCGAAGCUUAGUUGGAGGGUUGAUCUACUUGACUCAGACACGUCCAAAUAUAGUUUUCUCAGUUGGAGUCAUUUCAAGAUUCAUGCACAGCCCCCACGAAGCAUCAUCUUGGAGCAGCUAAUAGAAUCUCGCGUUAUAUUGCUCGAACUACAACUUUUGGGCUGUGGUACUCACAUAAUCCUAAUUUCAUUUUAUGUGGUUUUACUGAUAGUGAUUGGGCAGGAGCCUUGGAUUAUAGAAAAGGUCUCUGAAAACUUCUUUAUUCUUGGAUCAGCAGCUAUUUCUUGGAGCUAUAAAAAACAACUAACGGUUGCAAUGUCAUCAUCUAAAGCCGAGUAUGUUGCAGCGGCAUCCUCAGCAUGUCAAACAUUGUGGUUGAGAAAAUUGCUUGCUGACCUUCACCAAGAGCAAAAAGGAGCAACGGCAAUUUUCCGUGACAAUUUAUCAGCAACAGCAAUGACAAAAAAUCCAGUUUCCCCUGGAAGGUCAAAGCUCAUAGAGAUUCGGUAUUAUCUUAACCAAGAGCUGGUUGCAAAAGGAUUGAUCAAGUUGAAGCACUGCAACACUGAAGAACAAGCAGUAUAUAUACUUAACAAAGCACUUCUUAAAGCAAAAACACAACUACUUCGUGCUUGGUCUUGGUGUUUGUGAUUUUGAAUUAAGGGGGUGCCGGAAAAUAAUUCAAAAUAUUAUUUGUAGUUGUUUUGGUUUAAAUAAGUCUUUUGACAUGUGAGUUGAAAGAGUCGAAAUAGUUUGUUUGUUUAUUCCUUUAUUUAUGUUAGAUUCAAAUCUUUUUGGGUUAGUGGUUAGUCAUGGCAAGUCUAGCGGGAGAUGUGGCUGAAAUUGUUUGGACUGUAAGGCAACAUCUUUUCACUGUUCAAUAUAUCCUCCUUUGACAGUGUUCUCUGCUCUAUAUUUUCGGUUUUAAAAGAUCUUUUUGAGCAUAUGCUUCCUGCCUUGAUGGAUCAUCAGUAGUGCUUAGCCUUGAUUUAAUGGAUAAGAAAAAUUUGCAGAUUGUAUAGCCUACGCAGAGGGCUGCUUGUCUAACUUGUCGGCUUGUAUUUGCCGUAAUUUGUAACUACUGAAUGAUAAAUGCUUUUCGUGAUAA